AUGUCUUACUCUGCCGUCCACGCCACACCCAAGGGCCCAGGUGAUGCCCGACCCACAGCCCUUCAAAUCGUCCAAGACAACAACAUGCAAGAUCAACUCAAAGGCAAAGUCGCCGUCGUGACGGGCGUCUCCUCCGGCCUAGGAGUUGAGACUGUCCGCGCCCUCGCUGCCACCGGCGCAACGCUGUACCUGACUGCCCGGGACCUGAGCAAAGCGCGCACAGCCCUAGGCGACAUUUUCCAGCCGGAGACCAUGGAGCUGGUGCAGAUGGAUCAAGCCUCACUGAAUAGUGUGCGACAGGCCGCAAAGCUUAUCUUGUCCAAGACAGCCAAAGUGAACAUCCUCAUCGGCAACGCGGGGGUCAUGGCUGUGCCGGACCUCCAGCUCACAGAGGAUGGAUACGAGAUGCAGUUCGCAACGAACCACCUCGCCCACUUCCUGCUGUUCAAUCUGCUCAAGCCGGCCCUGCUGGCGGGGAGUACGCCCGAGUUUCAUUCACGGGUAGUUCUGGUCUCGAGUUCAGGACAUCGCGUGCAUGGGAUCAACGAAGCGGAUAAUUAUCAUUUCCAGAAGGGGGGAUAUGAUCCGUUGGUUGCGUACGGACAGUCCAAGACGGCCAAUAUCUAUACGGCGAGUGAAAUCGAGCGGCGGUAUGGACGGCAGGGGCUGCAUGGGUUGAGUUUGCAUCCUGGGAUUAUUGCUACUGGCUUGGGGCGGUAUCUUUCGGAGGAGCAGAUUCAGGCGUUGUUGACUGAUGAGACGGUGGGUAGGGUUGCGAAGAGUACGGAGCAAGGUGCGGCGACUACGCUGUGGGCUGCUGUGGGGAGGGAGUGGGAGGGUAAAGGGGGUAAGUAUCUGGCUGAUUGUGCGGAGGCAGAGGAUCGAGAGUAUGAUGGGCAUGUUGGGAGGUCGAUUGUGAGUUAUACGUAUUGGCCGGAGGGAGAGGAGCGGUUGUGGAGAGAUUCUUUGGAGAUGGUGGGAUUGCAUGAAUAG
Molecule: messenger RNA, 993 nt
Organism: Aspergillus luchuensis
Lineage: Eukaryota; Fungi; Ascomycota; Eurotiomycetes; Eurotiales; Aspergillaceae
Exons: 1
Coding region: 1-993 (330 amino acids)
Source: RefSeq, a predicted model, not a curated record